CAAUACACUGAAUUCAAUACGAUUUACAGUUCUAUGUUACAUUGUAAUCCAGAUGAAUGUGCGAUAACUAAAAUCGCACGUAAACAAAUUACAUUUACAAAACUUAUUGGUAGCGGCGCAUUCGGAAUGGUGUUUCAAGGAAAGGUGAAAAACUUAGAAAGGUCGGGCACACAGAUAUCCGUUGCAAUAAAAACGCUUCGGAAAGAUGCUUCUUCCCAUGAGAAAAAGAAUUUGUUAAAGGAAGCCAGGCUUAUGAAUCAUUUUCGACACAAACAUGUAUUAAGAUUGUUAGCCGUUUGUUUAGAUGGGGAUUCUCCUUUACUAGUGUUGGAAUUGAUGGAAACUGGAUUUGCUCGCCAUGUGCGAAGAUGUUGCGCGAGGUUGUUGCUACUUGGAAAAGUUGCGUUUCGUACAUAGAGAUCUAGCGUGUUGCAAUUGUUUAGUAUCUUCGAGAAAUCGAGAGAAUCGUGUCAUAAAAAUUGGAGAUUUUGGAUUAGCUAGAGAUAUCUACAAGGAUAAUUAUUAUCGCAUGAAAGGAGAACAUUGGUUUCCUAUUCGCUGGAUGGCACCCGAAUCUUUGAUGAUUGAAAUAUUUACUUCUCAAAGCGAUGUUUGGUCAUUUGGGGUAUUAAUGUGGGAAAUUACAUCGUUGGAUGAGAAACCUUAUAUGGACAAGAAUGAUAAAGAAGUGAUAUAUCAUGUACGUGCUGGAGGCAGGUUGCCGAUUACUCUUAACUGUCCGUCAUCAUUGUACCAGUUGAUGCUACGUUGCUGGACUGCAGCGGAUGCUAGACCAAAUUUUAAAUUUUGUCUGGAAAAUAUUAUAGCAUUAAGAAAGAACAUGGAAGAUGCCUUACUGAGUCCAGUCGAUACUAUUUAGAAAUAAUUA
Molecule: messenger RNA, 889 nt
Organism: Camponotus floridanus (Florida carpenter ant)
Lineage: Eukaryota; Metazoa; Arthropoda; Insecta; Hymenoptera; Formicidae
Product: proto-oncogene tyrosine-protein kinase ROS-like
Exons: 4
Coding region: 359-880 (173 amino acids)
Biological process (GO): positive regulation of kinase activity; protein phosphorylation; multicellular organism development
Cellular component (GO): signaling receptor complex; membrane
Molecular function (GO): ATP binding; transmembrane receptor protein tyrosine kinase activity
Source: RefSeq, a predicted model, not a curated record